This is a messenger RNA of Epinephelus moara (kelp grouper), 5254 nucleotides long. RefSeq names its product protein phosphatase 1 regulatory subunit 15B (gene ppp1r15b). The record is from RefSeq and is a predicted model, not a curated record. The coding region runs from base 873 to 3041 and encodes 722 amino acids. Gene Ontology annotation, molecular function: protein phosphatase regulator activity. NCBI's taxonomy places the organism in Eukaryota, Metazoa, Chordata, Actinopteri, Perciformes, Serranidae. The transcript is spliced from 2 exons. Gene Ontology annotation, cellular component: protein phosphatase type 1 complex; endoplasmic reticulum. Gene Ontology annotation, biological process: response to endoplasmic reticulum stress.
GUGGGAGUCUCUCAGCUGAUAAACACGUGGCAGCAGUGAGACCUUGGACUUUCUCCAUUACAUAACAGGGAGCAGUGUGCACGCGUUGCAGUAACACGCGCCCUCCGCCUCAGUAACACCGCGACGCUCCCUGGCUGCUGCUUCACCAUAAAGCGGAGACGAGUGAUUGUUGACGGUCCCUAAAGUUUCUGAUGAAAUCUCUAACCGGAGCUGAAGACCGACAGACCGACACACGGAAGCGACACGGCGGUUAAAAUCAGACUUUAUUAGCGAACACCGGAACAGUGUUAUCACCGGAAGGAGGUAGAACAGUGUAACCUCGAUAACGAAGCCAACGGAUCGUGUUUUUGGAUCAAAUAUUUUGAAUCCGCUCCGGUUAACUGACCGCUAAGCUAGUUAGCUUCUCCUGCUAAGCUAACCUGCUAGUCAGCGCCACCGGCCGCCGUUGGACGCCGGAGCAGAUCCCGCCGCCGCCGCCUUCUUCACGGACAUUGAAAGCAGACAAAAUGGCUCUUCUGUCGUCGUCACACCGGGAUUCAUCCUCACACCGGGAUUCCACCGUGUUCACCGUCGUCACAAAGUUCUCCACCAGAAAGAAGUCCAACCACCACUCUCAGAGGAGCGCUAACGGUGUCACGGACAGUCUGCCCCGGGUUCCCUGUGUCUGCGCUGGCGGCUGUGAGAGCCAGUCGGUGUAAAAGACCAUGUUUGACUAAUUAAUCACUUGUGUGUGUUUGUGAGUAUUGAUGGAUAUUAAUGAGAGCUCGUGUUGAGUCGCCGCUGCCUCCCACAGUCUGACAGCUGUCACGUGUCUCACCUGCUGCUCAGGUAAUGUCACAAAUUUCACAUUUUGCACUUUGGAGUUUUCGGAAAUGUUCACCAGUAUGAGUGGGGAGGGACAUUUAUCCGGCGGGCAGAGCUCGUCCUCUCCGGCCGGGCGGGGACUCGCCUCUCCCGGGCUUGACAGCCAGGAAAGCUCGUGGAUCGGCCUGCUCUCCAGGCCCGCGCUGUCAUUUCUGCAGAGAUAUCUCCCGGGGCGGCCCCGAGCCCCGGCCCGGGCUGAUACGGGAGCCGGCUGGGUUAAAACCAGCUUCGUUGAUGAGGAGAGUGAGUUUUUGAGACAGCUGGACGGCAUGAUGCCGCUGCAGCACGCGGCUCCCCACCUUACGGUCCUGCGGUGUCAGCACGACGGAGCCGCCGGCCUGCUGGAGCCGAGCGGCGGCAGCACUUUACCGUGGCUCACCGCUGACUCUCUGCGGGAGAUGGGGAUCCAGAGCGCAGAAGAAAUGGACUUAAAUCUGUGCCAGCAAACUCAGAUCGGAUACCUGUCUUCUGUCAGGACUUUUUUCAGUCAUGUUCUGUUGAGCUCGGUGUCAUCUCAGGAAAUUAAACCGACAGGAGGGAAGGACUGGGAGCCGCUGGGGCGCUCGGUGAAGAGCAGGACGUGGUGGGGCAGCUUGUGGGGGGGCGAGGAGAGCUCACACAGAGGGCUGAUGUCAGACCUGUCCUGGGCUGAGGACGGGACUGGCACAGGAAGGCCUUGUCCUCAACAACCGGUGACUGAAACAAAAGCUCCCGAAACAACCGAUGUGUUUGUCCAGAGCGGCGGUGGAGGGUGGACGCUGGGAGAAAACACUGGACCGACUGACCACAAAGAGGAGCCGGCAAACAAUGGAGGCCUUCAAACAGUCCAGAACACAGAGGGCUCCACGACAGAGCGCCGGCUCAGCAUCAGUACCCACCUGAGCAGGUCAGGAGUUGCCGCCGCCUGCAGUGAGGUGGCACUGCUGACCCCUGAUCAGGACAAUGGUUACUCCAGUCUGGAGGAGGAACACUUCCAGGUGUGCCACCUGAACAUGGUGAAGGCCCUGAAUGAAGAGCAGGAGGCCGAGUCAACAGAAAGUACUGCCGCCGCCGCCGCCACUGCUGCUGUCACCAUCAAGACGGAAAUGGAGGAGGAGACUUCAGAGGAGGGAGCGUCUGCAUCAGGACAGGUGGACAAGGAAGAGAGGACGCAGGAAGAGGAGGAAGAGCAGGACGCGGCCCCUCAGGAGGAUCAGGCCGCGGCCCUCACCACCCCUCAGUGCCAGAAUAAAGCCAUAGCCUUCAUCAUGGGCUGCCCCUGCAGUGAUGAUGAUGACGACAGCAGCCAAUCAGACGAGGAGUCCAGUGAUGACGAAGAUGAUGAUGACGAUGGCUUUGACAGCGAGGGCUCGUCUGAUCUGUCCGAUUCAACUGAUGAAGAUGAUGAAGACGAUGAUGAAGCCUCUGACAGCGAGGCAGACUCUGAGGCGGAGCGCCUGUGGAACUCACUGUGCCAAACGGUGGACCCGUACAACCCCCGAAACUUCACCGCCCGGCUGCGCACCGCCAGCACCCCGCCCAGGACCAUCCCCACCCCCACGCCUCCUUCGUCCACCCAGUCCACCCCCGCCUCCUCUCCUGACCCUCCCUCCUCCCUCGGAGCCUCCCCUCUCCUCACCUCCUCCUCCCCUCCAUCUGGCCAAGACAUCUGGGACGACUCCACCUCGGCCAGCGAGGUGGACGAAGCAGAAAGCCUCCGCCUGUGGAGCUCCUUCAGCUGCUCCCCGGACCCCUACAGCCCCUUUAACUUCCAGGCCCCGCUCAGGACUCGAGGGCCCGCCGAGGCAGGGCCCAGGGCCAGGACCAGGGCUAAGAAGGCCUCCCAAACCCCCCCUCGCUCCCCCCGCCAUAACCCAGCAUUUCCACCCGAGUACAGGAAGGAGGAGGCUGAGGAGAGGCUGGACAGCGGCUUCUCUGAACCCUCCACCUCCUCCACCCAGAGCUGCAGCACCACCAAAAAGGUUCGUUUCUGUGAUGAUGUGGAGGAGUUCUUCGCCAGCUGUGGUGAGGAGGAGGAGGACCGGCGGGGCCCCUGGGAGGAGCUAGCCAGGGACCGCUGCAGGUUCCUGCGCCGCUGCCAGGAGGUGGAGACGAGCAUCGCCUACUGCCUGCAGCCGCAGCACCGCAGCCUGGUGUACCGCCGCCUCACCUCCCUCCUCUACGUCCAGGACGCCUGAGGACAGUCAGUCCUUUACGUCCAGGACGCCUGAGGACCGUCCGUCCUCUACGUCCAGACGUCCAGGACGCCUGAGGACUGUCCGUCCUCCACGUCCAGGACGCCUGAGGACCGUCUGUCCUCUACGUCCAGGACGCCUGAGGACUGUCCGUCCUCCACGUCCAGGACGCCUGAGGACCGUCCGUCCUCUACGUCCAGGACGCCUGAGGACAGUCAGUCCUCUACGUCCAGACGUCCAGGACGCCUGAGGACUGUCCGUCCUCUACGUCCAGGACGCCUGAGGACCGUCCGUCCUCCACGUCCAGGACGCCCGAGGACCGUCCGUCCUCUACGUCCAGGACGCCCGAGACGUCCUUGUAGUUCAACACCUGUCGUACUGAGGAAAUGAAAAGCUGCACUUGUUAAGCAGUGAGACACGACAGAGACACAGAGGACAGGUGGACAGACUGACUGAUGUCUUCUUCCUGUUUGGUGUCUCUGUGGACUGAAACCUGAUUCAGGAGUGACUCCUUUAGUAAACCUGAUCUGAAGGGCUUCACUCUCUGUUCUCUGAGAGGUCGUCACUGUGUCGUGGUCGGACAGCGUCUCCUUUUUAUUUUCAAACAGUUUGUCCUCAGGAUCGUCCCGUUCACAGAGACACAGAGACAAGCUGCUGCUUUCAUCACAGAUAGAAAAAGAAAAUGUAUUAAAUGAAUGCUGAGGUUUUUUCGCCUCGUCAGGCCUCGAACAUCAGCUUCAACAGUCGACACCAGAGAAGAUAUUUUUCACGUCUGAUUCAUCUGUAGAAUAAUUUGGCAUGCCAUUAAUUUAUCAUGGUAAAAUAGUGACAGAUAGCUGCUGAGCUCAGCGCCCGUCCUCCAACAGAAACACACACCUGGUUGAAAAUCAGCAGAGAGUCUCAGAGUGUAAGACGAAAUCUUGUUUCCAGGAAAUGUUUAUUUUUGAUUUAGAGAAUUUUCUUUGUUUAGAAAGUCUGAAAACAGUGAAUCAGUAUUAAAGAUGUGGACGGAUGAUCUGGAACUGGACUCACAGGAGAUGAUCGUUGAUGUUUCAGCUGAAUCACACUGAGGUUUGUUAGAGUGAUUUUAAAGCAGCAGCGUCUCCUGUGUCUCGGUGUAAACUGCUGAUCAGCUGUGGGUCAAACUGCAGAUGUUUGAGUUUUCUCUUUAAAGCCAAAGAUUUAAAGCUCCUGUGAGCGACGGGACGAGAAACUGAAGCUGAUCGAUUUGCAUGAAUUGAUCUGUUCCUCGACCUGCUCUCACAUAAUCAAUGAUAAUCAAUACACAGUAUUCAGCCUCUAAUAAUCAGUAUAUGAGUCUCUGGUGUUAAAGUCCCUUUAAUGAGUCACCUCCAAGACGUCAGCUGCGUCGCUGACACCUGAAGAAGAAGAAGAAGAAGAAGAGAUGAACUGAGUUUAUUCUGUCAGACUUCAGCUUUUAUUAGAAAACAGACAAAAUGAUCAUUAAAUUAAGAACAGAGAUUAUUAGUGUUUUAUAUCCAGUCAUCAUUCAUUUGACUAAUAACUAAAGAAUCAGUAAUCAAUAACAAUCAAUUCAUCACUUUAUUCUGAAAUUCAGCCACACCCUUCCUCCACAGGUGAACGCGUCACAUCGACCACCACUAACUCUUAUUUUAUUAAUUAAUGAGUUCAUAGUGAUGAAUGGGUAAAAUGCAGGAUGAUAACAAACAGAUCAUUAAUAAUGAUGAUUAUUGAAACCUUUCAUUCAUCUGUUGAUCUCAAACUGACCGACUGUCCUCAGAUCUGCUCUUUAUUUAAAAAAGAAAAACUUUAUUAAACUGUUGGUCGAGUAAAACUUAAAAUCAGCAGAACAAGAAUCCAAACAAAGGCUGUGUGAAGGUUGAAAUGUCUGAACAUUAACGCUGUCACGAACCUUCCUCACACUGUAUUUGUGAUUCAGUUUCCUGUGAUGUCACACAGGUGAAACUUCCUGUUGAAGGAUUUAAUGAGAAACAGACUGACGUCAUGUCGCAGGUGAAGCUUGUGCCACUGAUGAUGAUGAUGGUGAUGGUGAUGAUGUCAGUUAUUAAUGCUGAGUCAGUGUUUGUCCUGUUGUCGUCAUGGCGAUGGACUUUUCAUCAAGUUAAAAAAAGACUCAGUCUAUCAAGUGUGUGCGUGUUGUCAAACACAGGAAACGUGUGAUGGCUGUUUGGUGUUUGUUUCUGUCAGCUGACUAAUAAUAAUCAGAAGGGAAA